ACCGGUUGUGUCGCUGCGCUGGCUUUAGUUUCAGGAUUGUUGCGUCCUUUCUUCUAGCUCAAAGCUGCUCUCUGGCUGCCAGGCGUUCAGUUUUCUCUUCCUUCUGGUAACAUGACGGCGGCGCCUCCCCACCGCAGAAGGAAGAUCUACACUUUCUGGUGGUGCUUCCUGGGCAUCUGCGCAGAGGCCCUUUUGUUCCUGCUGUCAGCUUUAUCUGAUGCUUGUGAACUCCCACCACCAUUUGAAGCUAUGGAACUCAAGGGUACACCGAAGCCUUAUUAUGAGGUUGGAGAGAAAAUAGAAUACACAUGUAAAAAGGGUUACCUGUAUCAGUUCCCGUUCCUCAUGGUGGCUACCUGUGAGCCAAAUCACACAUGGGUCCCUAUUUCAGACGACGGCUGUGUUAAAGUGAAAUGUAGCACACUUGCGAACCCCUCAUUUGGGAAUGUACACUACAUAGACGGCAGGGUUUCGUGGGGUGCUCGAGCUCACUUCAUGUGUGUGGACGGUUAUUACUUAGUUGGUACGUCAGUUCUACACUGUGUGCUUAAAAAUGAAUCUCAUGCAUAUUGGAAUGGUCCUCCCCCGCGUUGUGAAAAGAUCUAUUGUUUACCACCUCCAAAAAUAGAACACGGAACCCACACCUUUACUGACAUAGAUGUAUUCAAAUACCAGGAGGCAGUGAUUUACAGCUGUGACCCGAGCCCAGGGCCAGACAAGUUCUCCCUGGUCGGGAUGCCCAUGCUUUUCUGUUCUGGCCAGAACACCUGGAGCAGCAAGCCCCCAGAAUGCAAAGUGGUAAAAUGUCCAUUUCCAGUGCUACAAAAUGGAAGACAGAAAGCAGGAUUUGCAGAAAACUUUUCCUACCAAGCAACAGUGACGUUUGAGUGUGUGGAGGGGUUUUACAUGCUGGGCAGCAGCACAGUGGUCUGCAGUGCUAAUAGCACUUGGGAGCCCUCCAUCCCACUAUGUCUUAAAGUGUUAUCCUGUGCUGGUGUUAUCUUGUGCUGGUGUCAUCCUGUGUUGGUGUCAUCCUGUGUCGGUGUCAUCCUGUGCCGGUGUCAUCCUGUGCCGGUGUCAUCCUGUGCCGGUGUCAUCCUGUGCCGGUGUUAUCCUGUGUUGGUGUUAUCCUGUGCCGGUGUUAUCCUGUGCCGGUGUUAUCCUGUGCUGGUGUUAUGUUACCUUACAGGAUUUGUAUCUGUGAAAUGCAAAGCUGUGAUGAACGUUCUUGCGCACAUGCCUGUGCGAUUAUAUGUGUAG
This is a messenger RNA of Acomys russatus (golden spiny mouse), 1260 nucleotides long. It is a transcript of the gene Cd46, whose product is annotated as CD46 molecule. The coding region runs from base 112 to 1260 and encodes 382 amino acids. Gene Ontology annotation, biological process: negative regulation of complement activation, classical pathway. The record is from RefSeq and is a predicted model, not a curated record. Lineage: Eukaryota; Metazoa; Chordata; Mammalia; Rodentia; Muridae. The transcript is spliced from 8 exons.